Molecule: messenger RNA, 3368 nt
Organism: Hyalella azteca
Lineage: Eukaryota; Metazoa; Arthropoda; Malacostraca; Amphipoda; Hyalellidae
Product: RNA polymerase II-associated protein 1-like
Exons: 5
Biological process (GO): transcription by RNA polymerase II
Cellular component (GO): nucleus
Source: RefSeq, a predicted model, not a curated record
AGCGUGCGGGCUACUCCCUGGACGAGGUCUUCAUGUACGCUCGCUCGGCGGUGGCACAGCAGCGGCAACUGGCGCUCAAUGUCCUGACUGCCAUCCUCACUAGACUCGCCAGGGGAGGCUACUACUGCUGCUUCCAGGCGCCCCUGAUGCAGACGCUGCUGGACUCUGGCGUGGUGCUGCUGCUGCGCUUCGCCCUGGACGACGCGGUGGCCGCCGUGCGGCACUCGGGGGUCGCCGCCCUGGCCGCCCUCCUCGCCAGCGACGCCCUCGAGACGCCCUUGGCCGCCCUCACGCCCUGGAGCGGCGCCCUCAGACCGGCCGUCGCCAGCGCCAUGCAUGCCAAGCAGGAGGUGCAGGCUGAGCUGAAGGCUGAGGAGACUGAGCUGAAGGAUGCCGAGCUCCUGCAGCUGGAUGUUGUCAGAGCCCUUAUCAGGAUUGAUACUCUCGUCAGGGUCAGGUACACGCUGGAGGAGCUGUCGCCGCCACCGGAGUGCGUGCCGCAGCUGGUGUCGGUGCUGACGCGCGUGGCGGCGCACUCCCUCACCGCCGCCUGGGAGGUGGCGUCCUGUGAGGGUCUCCUGAGCGUCCUUGUGUCCCGCCACCUGCCCCACGACUCCGCCGCCAUCACCGCCGGCGAUAACGUCGUCACCGUCACCUCCCUGCACGGGGUGCCCCUCAGACACGUCCUCGCCCUCGUCAAGGUACUAUGCAGUUGGGGCCCUAACAUAUCCAAGGAGGUGGUCACCAAGCACGGGAUAAUGACGCGGCUGCUCACCUUCAUGUCGGUGGAGCCCACCGAGAUGGCGCUCCCUCUGAGCGAGGCGCUGCAGCUCUCCGUCGCAGCGCACGAACUCUUCAGCGUCCUGCUGGGCUUCGGGCUCAUGCAGGCACAGGAGUCGCUGUUGUCGUUCCUGCCGCUACUGAUCCGUCAUCUGCACUUCUACAGAGACAAAGUGGCCAUCAAUGAAGACACUGGCAGCAACCAGCUCAACUUUGAGCUUGGCGCACACUUAUUUAGUUCUCUGAGAAAAGCUGUGAGCGUUGCCUCUACCAAGACGCUCCUGGAUCGGCAGGUGAAGCAGCACGCAGGGCUAAGAGUGGGCCUCGAUGAAACUCACGGAGAGGCGCUACAGCCGCCAAUCAUUGAGUGGGGCACUGCCGUGCCCUUAGCCCAGCUGGCCAUUACCUGCUGCUUGAAGUGGUGCACGCAACUGAGUCGUGGUCAUUCCAGCUAUGCAGGCCUUAGUCUACUGGGGUCCGCACUCUUAUUUACCGAAAAUUUUUUCAGGAAGAGCAAAGACCAAAUUGGCUGUUCAGCUCCCGAAUAUCUCUCCGCCAUUGAGGAUUUUUAUGCGAAGGCUUUGUGUCCUUUGCUCGAGAGUUCCUGUUUCUCUGAACUGCUUUCCCGCACCCAGGCUCACUCUUCGCUCUGCUCGGGCCUCACGUCGAGUAUAGUUGAAGACGCUAAAAAUCUCUCGUCUUUAAACUGCAUCACUAUGGAGGGCAAAAUUAUUCCAAUGCUGUCGUCUGAGUCUCCACUGCCGCUACUCUUACCCUUGUGUAGGCUUCUUGUUACGCUCAUGGAACUGCACCCUGGUUUGCCCAAAAAGGCGCUUCAUGCGUUUGUGACCAACCCGCACCUGCAGGCGUACCUGAAGGCCAUUGUGGAGGUGCAGCCUCUGGCCUUACAGUAUCAGUGGAUGACGAGAAUCGAAGUAGAGUUCCUGAGCAACGUGUUGCUCAUUGUCUCCUUCCUGCGGUCGCUCAAGUCCAAGUAUUUGUAUCACUGCGCUGCCCUCAGCGUCAUGAGCUGCCUGCAGAAGGGGCAGGAACACAUAGCCAGGAGCUUGCUGACCCGAGUUGUCUGUAACCUGGACUUCAUCACUGACUUGACAGAGCUGUCAUCAGGCGUUGGUGAUAUGACGUUAGAUGAUUACGAGCCUCUUAAAUCACCUGCUUUAAGGCAGCCCUGCUUGCACCCUGCAGACCUUACCCGGAAAUUGACUGAAGACCUCGAUCAUAUUGGCAGUUCGCUAGCAUCGUCCCUAUUUGACAGCAAAGCAUUGAAACAAAGUGUUGUUUGGCACAAAGAAAUUCCAUUCCUUUUGAAUAGUAUUGUGGUACCUCAUCACGAAACUCUAACUAUCUUCGAUGAUUAUUGGCCUCUAUUUCCUUUGAAGAAAAUGAUGCUUAAAAAAAUUUUGGAUAUUACUUUGGCGAACGAAGAAGCAAAGAAAAACCCUGGGAAACCAGUGCUAAGUUCAUCCGAUAGUGAAAGUGAUCAGUCUAAGCCCGAGGUGCUCGUUGAUGCGGCACGCAGCCUGCAGCUGGCCUACGUCUGUCUGCGCCAUCGUAGGAAAUGCGCCUUCAGGAGCACGUGCGUCACAGGUUGGCUGCGUCACUUGUCACUCACGUUCCUGGUGGCAAACGACCUUUUCUUGGACCGCAACAUCAGUUCAUACUUACAGGGAUGUCUGCAUGAGCUGCUACGAGAUGCCGGGCACAAACUAUUCGACGACAGGUUACAAUUUGCUGGUUUGGGCAACACGUACGACUGGUACAAGAAAAUGAUAGAGCAAUACAUUGCUGUGUCAUACGGCGACCACACGUUCGCUGUAAUGUUGCUCCUACCAACCCUGCAAUGCUAUCCGGUGCAGUACCGGGCCCUUCUCUGGGGAGAUCUUUCUGAUGCUCUUCCUUUGGUCCGACUUAAGCCGUCUGACAUAGAGAAGUUCAUCCCGAUCUCAGAGUUUCUAGAGCCUCCUGAGUCUGACGAAGACAUGUUGAACAAAUAUCGCAGCUGCCUCGUGACGGGUCUCGUGACUGAAGUGCGGACGCCUUUGUUGUGGCAGGUGGCUUGCCGCCACACCAACGCUGCCUGCUGAAGGAGGAGGCCCUUGUUGUGGCAGGUGGCUUGCCGCCACACCAACGCCGCCUGCUGGAUCGUACACAUAACCGUUAUUUUGUUUUAGCCCAUAUAUUGAUACCGAAUCCGCGUGCAUUUUCAACGCAUUAAUGAAAUUAUAUGGCCGCUAUUGUUUCUUGUUUCUUAUCGGGAUUAGGAUUCUCUUCUUCUGUCCUCAACGGAGAAAAAUUAAAUUUGGUUCUGGAUAAUGAAGAGAGUCAUUAAAUGUUGGCAUAUUUUAUGCGUAAUCUCUUAGAAUCUAAUGACUGCUUCACAUUUAGGAUCUCUUAUUCGUUUCUGUAAAGCAAAUGUGCAUGCAUUUUUCAUGCGAUGUUUCUCCGAACGAAAAUAAUUAGUGUAUAUAUCAGUUUGAUUUAUAAGAUAUGUAUAUACACCAAUUCGUUUGCUGCUAGGUAUGCCUAAAGUUCUCCUAUGUGAUGAAUAAAAUAUUAUUUUCUGCGAA